Lodderomyces pseudojiufengensis is the source of this 2097-nucleotide messenger RNA. RefSeq lists its product as uncharacterized. Gene Ontology annotation, biological process: protein refolding. NCBI's taxonomy places the organism in Eukaryota, Fungi, Ascomycota, Pichiomycetes, Serinales, Debaryomycetaceae. Gene Ontology annotation, cellular component: cytoplasm; cytosol; nucleus. The record is from RefSeq and is a predicted model, not a curated record. Gene Ontology annotation, molecular function: Hsp70 protein binding. The coding region runs from base 1 to 2097 and encodes 698 amino acids. The transcript has a single exon.
AUGGUAAAAGAAACUUAUUUAUAUGAUCUACUAUCAAUUCAAACAAAUUCAACAAUUGAAGAAAUUUCAAGAAGUUAUAAAAAAAAAGCAUUAAAAUGUCAUCCAGAUAAAACAAAUCAUAAUCCUCAAUUAACUGAAAAAUUUAAAGAAAUUUCAAGAGCUUAUGAAAUUUUAAAAGAUGAAAAACAAAGAUAUAUUUAUGAUAAUUUUGGAGAAGAAGGAUUAGAAAGUUUAAUUAUUGAAAGUGAUAAUAAUCUGAAUAAUCUGAAUAGUCAGAGUAACUACAACCAUAAUAAGGAUAGAAAUAAACAAUCUUUCAAUCAAUUUAAUUUUAAUAAUCCAAAUUCUCAAUUUCAACAAUUUUUUACAUCAUCAACAAAAUCAGAUAGAAGAAAUCAAAAUUUUCAACAACCACCACCACAAUCUUCUCGUCCUCAAUUUCAAAAUACUUUCGGAUCAUCAAAUGAUAUUUUUUCACAAGUUUUUCAAGAUAUAAAUCUGAUGUUUACAAAUUCAAAUUCAUUUUUUUCUUCAACAUCAAAUGCAUUUGAUGUAUUUGAUAAUGGUUUUCAAUCACCAAGAGAUCCUUUUAAUCAAUUUCCUCAAUUUUCUCAGUCUCAAACGCAAUCUACAACACAAUCUACGACACAAUCACAAUCACCACAAGAAAUGAAAAAAAUUAUAAAACCAUAUGGAGAAUCAUUACAAAAUCAAUAUAUAAAAGGAGAUGAUAUAAAUCAUAUAUGUGAUGUUACAUUAGAAGAUUUAUUUUAUGGUAAAAUAAUAAAAUUAUCAUUACCUAAAAAUGUUAAAUGUAAUAAUUGUAAAGGGUAUGGAUAUUUAAAUCCAAAAACUUGUAAACAAUGUCUUGGGUCAGGACAAAUUUUAAUAAUACAAUAUAAUCAAUUUAGUUCAUAUAAGCAAACUUCUAUAUGUAAUUUAUGUGAAGGAAAUGGUAUAAAAUUUAAGCUCAUAGAUAAAUGUAUAAAUUGUAAUGGAGAAGGAUAUAUAGAAUCCACAAAAAUUAUAAAAAUUCAAAUACCACCCGGAACUCAAAAUGGCCAUAAAAUAAUAUUAAAAAAUGAAUCAGAUGAAGGUAGAAAUUUAAUACCAGGAGAUUUAAUUAUAAAAAUAAAUUUAAAAAAUCAUAAGUACUUGUUGCGAAAGGAAAAUGAUUUAUUUAUGAAUUAUGAAAUUGAUUUAAAAACUUCUUUAUUUGGUGGAAUUAUUUUAAUACCAAAUUUUUUAAAAAUGGGACAAUUUUUAAAAAUUCAUAUUAAUUCAAAAGGUCAAAAUUUUAUAAAUAAAUUUAGUAAUUCGAAUCAGAAUCAAAAUUCAAAUCAAAAUCAAAAUCAGAUUCAUAAUCAUGACUCAAAUCAAAAUCACAAUCAUUCAAGAAACAAUUCAAAAUCUUCAAUAACAGUUAAUGAACAAAAUCAAAAUCAAAAUCAAACUAACAACAACAAUAAUAAUCAUAAUUGUGAAAUCAUUGGAACAAUACAAAAUAAUGAAUUAAAAAUGAUAAAAAAUUUAGGUAUGCCAAUAACAAACCUAUUUAAUGAAAAUGGAGAACUUUAUCAAGAUUCAGAAUUAAACAAUACCACUAAUAAUGCUAGCCAAUUAAAUAUAUCAAAUUUAAAACGUGGUAAUCUAUAUAUAAAAUUUCAAAUUAAAUUACCUUCAAUAUCAGAUUUUAAUCAGAAUGAAUUAUUAAAUCUUUAUAAUAUUUUACCAAAUAAUUUAUCAACUAAUUUAAAUUAUAUUCCAAGUCCAACUGAAAGAAUUAUUGAAAAAAAUUUAGAAUCGGUGGAUUUAGAUAAUGAUAUAAAUUUUGAAUUUGGUGAAACAGCGGGAGGAAUAGUUAGAGGUUCAGAAAUAAUAAAUGAAAAUGAAAUGGAUAUUGAAACUGAACUUGAAACAGAUAUAGGAAAACAAAAUUUACAAAGUAAAGGUGAAUCUGAACUGAAUCCAAUUGUGUUAAAUUCUUUAAAUGAAUCAUCAUCUUCAACUAAUGCUACAAUUAAUCAAACAACUACAAAUCAAAAUGAACAAAUGGAUAAUCAUGAUAUAAAACGACGCAAAACGACGCAAGUAUAA